AUGACGGAGCUGCACCUGGCCGGCCUCGACUUUCAGCACUUCGUGCUCGGUCCUUGGCUGGCGCCGCUGGGCAGCCUGCGCCGCAUAAACAUACAUGCCGCCGACACACGUUCGGCAGUUGCCGGCUCCCUGCGCUUCCUGACAGCGCUGGAGUCGCUGGAGCUGGACAUCGGAGACCUGGUUGGGCUGCGCCAUUUCGCCCUGUCCUUCACGUGCUUCGAUGCUGAGGGGUAUGCGCCGCUGGCGAGGCUCACACGCCUGCAGCACCUGGAUUUGAGCCGCAUCUGUGGGCCCAUGCCAGAGUGCCUGUCCCGCCUCACCCAGCUGCGCUUUCUGGCGAUAGACUACAGAGGCGAUUUCGCUGACGAGGCGAUGGAAGUUGUUGGGCGACAGCUGCCGUACCUCUCUCAUCUCACUCGGCUGCAGCUAGACAUCACGACCGACACUGCGCUGGCGCUGACCACCCUGUGCCACUUGAACAGCCUGCGCUGCAACACCACCGAUGGCACAGCCCUGCCCGCUGGACCCUGGCUGGCCACACUGCAGCGCCUGGUUGCGCCCAGCAAGCUGAUUGUUGACAGCCUGGACGCCCUGGCCUCGGCGCCGCAGCUGGAGCGCUUGGCGUAA
This is a messenger RNA of Chlorella variabilis, 627 nucleotides long. RefSeq lists its product as hypothetical. The coding region runs from base 1 to 627 and encodes 208 amino acids. NCBI's taxonomy places the organism in Eukaryota, Viridiplantae, Chlorophyta, Trebouxiophyceae, Chlorellales, Chlorellaceae. The transcript is spliced from 2 exons. The record is from RefSeq and is a predicted model, not a curated record.